This is a messenger RNA of Serpula lacrymans var. lacrymans S7.9, 1351 nucleotides long. RefSeq lists its product as uncharacterized. The record is from RefSeq and is a predicted model, not a curated record. Lineage: Eukaryota; Fungi; Basidiomycota; Agaricomycetes; Boletales; Serpulaceae. The coding region runs from base 158 to 823 and encodes 221 amino acids. The transcript has a single exon.
CAUCACCACAUCUUUCCCUACAACCACAACUGUUAAUCAGUCCCCCGUUCACACACCUCUCACACUCGCCUACAACUCCCUUCACCACAACCACCACCACUUCCCGUUCUCAAUCCUGCAUUCUCCAUCCUCAGCUUACUCCAGAUAUCAUAGCACAAUGCCAGGAGUAACCAAGCACGUCCGCUUUGACGAGCGCAACACCAUGUAUUCUCCAGCUCCCCCCACACCAUCACCCACAUAUUCAAACACCUCCCUCCCAUCAUCAUCAGGGCCCAGCACGCCCCCACAACAAUUGUACUCUCCCCUACCAACCGGUCCUGUCGUUAUCCACCCCCUCCUCGCUUUUCAGCCUCUCAUACCCCCCAUUCUGUACGACGUCUCAUUCCCACCCAAUAGCGUCCAGCCAAAUGUCCACUCAUCUCCCACCCAUCUCUCAUCACAAGUCCUUGCUGAGCCAGCCACUAGCCCCCCGCUACAAUCUCUGACACUGCUCAAUCAGUCACUACCGUGGGAGCUCACUAUCCGCCCAACCUCUUCCGUCACCCCCUUUGUGACCGUCCAAGACGUUCUCCACGGUGUCUACCGCUUCCUGCGGCUCAGCGUCAACUCGGCUGAGUAUAGCAUGCUGCCUUCGAAAGACCACCAAAUGCGGGUGAACCUUGCCUACCACGCACGGUGCAAUCGUUCACCCUCAAAGGACAUCUACGACGAGGAGUCUAAAAAGGGCGUCAAGCGGGUUGACUUUUUGAUGGGUCAGAACAAGCUCAUGGGGUUGUCGAGCACGAAGCGAGGACCUGAUGUGUGGGUGCUGAACGUCUCAUGAUAUUGAGACUGCCGAUCAGUGUGUACGAUGACGACGAGACACGAGCAUAACGAUUUUCUUUUUGUAGAACAUAUACAUAUGGACUUCCCUGGUGCGCACCGGCGCAGACUAAUUCGAUGAGAGGAGGUUGGACUCUGUUAUUAUUGUACUUUACUUUCGCCUUCGUUGCCCUUCAAUUAUUUCUUCAUUAUUCGCCGCCUUUUUCGCCUUCCUCGGCCACUUCCCUUUGCCUACCUUUUUAUGACUUUUUUUUAUUAGUUAGUUAUACCCCCGCCACCAUUAUCGCCGCCAAAGAAAACCCGAAGAAUAUGUAGAGCCAGUGUACCACUCCCCUUCUUCCCUUCUUUGCCCGCCUCUUUAUGACUGUUUUUUAUUCUUUACUUGUACUUUUCAUUAACACCAUCAAACAACCAAAGGAUUUGUAGAAUUAGUGUACUGGGAUUCAGUACUAGUAGCUAGCAGUGUCGUCGCUUUCGUAUCGCUCUUGUUGUGCUUAGCCAAAAAGAAUAUCAUAUUGUAGUAUCCUAA